Camelina sativa (false flax) is the source of this 1148-nucleotide messenger RNA. Its product is annotated as pathogenesis-related protein PR-1. NCBI's taxonomy places the organism in Eukaryota, Viridiplantae, Streptophyta, Magnoliopsida, Brassicales, Brassicaceae. The record is from RefSeq and is a predicted model, not a curated record. Gene Ontology annotation, cellular component: extracellular region.
UGUCCUCAAUCUCUUUUUCUUUUCUUUUUUUUUUUCGUUCUAAAAUAUACAAUCUGCCAGACAAAGCAAUCUUUCAUUCACACUGGUAACCCAUGUUAUGCGGUUAAAAAAUAGACACAGACGCUAAAAAAAAACCAAAAAACUCAAAUUUGUAUCCAUACAUUUCCAACACAAUUUAUCGUUUCCUUGAUUUUCUCUGUAUAUUUAAAUAACUCACUAAAACCUCCGAAUCCAUUAGCACCUACAAAACAAUAUAAUCUCAAAAAAGAGAAGAGGAUGAACUCAUCCUGUUUACGAGUUAUAUUACUCUUAGGUGCCAUUAAUGCCGUCGUUUCUUUAUCAAUAACCAGAUCUUCAUCAACAAUAACUAGAUCUUCAACGAUUACCAAAUUUUCAUCACUUGGUCAUGUGUUCCAAAUCUGCAAGGGAUUGUGUCCGGGAUGUGACCACGACUCCUUGCAGUUCUUAUUCCGACACAACCUGGUCCGUGCCGCCAGAUUCGAACCUCCUUUGAUGUGGGACAGCAGGCUCCAGAACUACGCUCAAGGGUGGGCUAAUCAACGAAGGGGGGAUUGUGCUCUGAGACACUCUUUUUCCAACGGAGAGUUUAAUCUUGGUGAGAACAUCUACUGGGGAUCCGGCGCCAACUGGUCUCCGGCCGACGCAGUGGUUGCUUGGGCCAGCGAGAAGAGGUUUUAUCAUUACGGCUCCAACACGUGCGACCCUGGUCAGAUGUGUGGCCAUUACACACAGAUCGUGUGGAAGAACACGAGGAGGGUCGGGUGCGCACGUGUGGUAUGCAACAAUGGUGGAAUCUUCAUGACUUGUAACUAUGAUCCUCCCGGUAACUACAUUGGCCAGAAACCCUACUAAUCAUCAUUCAUCUGUUGAUCCGAUUCUCUCAAGUCAUCUUAUCUUUAGAUAGUAUUAUGACUUUUUGAGGAAAUUAGGUGGGUGUAUUUGUGUAUUUUAAUUGCUAGAUUAAUAGAAGUUUUUGUGUGGGGUUUGUGAUAUUGAUUUAUGUAUCUCGAUUAUUAUAAUGAUGGUUGUAAUUGCAUUAACGGUUAUUCAUAUAUCCGUAAGAAUGCGCAGUAUAUAUAUAAUAUAUGAAAAGAUGAUAUGUUUUUUAAGAAAUUCAAAAAUGCAAA